AUGCCUUCCUGGCCCAACAGCAACGAGUCAUCCGACGAUGACGAGUACAUGAACGAGUACAGCAGCAUGCAGAUGGAGUAUUUUCAAACUCCUGACACGGUGAUAGACCCAAGUUUCUGUGGGCUUGUGGUUGAAUCUGAGCGUAAGUGCAUCCUGCAUAGGCAGAGGCCAGGCAGGUUUGUGGCAUUUGAAGGCACUGACACUGGGAGGAGAUUCAUUGGAUGUGCUACUACGACAAACAUUGAUUUGUAUGAUGGUGUGAACCGUCGUGUUCUAGAGUGGGUAGAUGCCCCUUGGCCAGUAAUUCUGCAAAGGUGUUUAACCAAGCUGUGGGAUAUGUAUCAUGAGGAGAACCUUAGUAGAGUCCAGGACAAAGAGGCUUAUGGGAUAGAGGUUGCAAAACUGAAGAAGGAGCUGGAUUCUCUUGGCAAUCAGAUGGGCAGAAAUCCCAUGACAUGGGUUACACAAGCCAUGCAAUCAAUGGAGAAGAAGCAACAACUUGAGGAGUAG
Molecule: messenger RNA, 510 nt
Organism: Aegilops tauschii subsp. strangulata
Lineage: Eukaryota; Viridiplantae; Streptophyta; Magnoliopsida; Poales; Poaceae
Source: RefSeq, a predicted model, not a curated record